Anthostomella pinea is the source of this 5595-nucleotide messenger RNA. The record is from the annotation of a GenBank genome assembly. Lineage: Eukaryota; Fungi; Ascomycota; Sordariomycetes; Xylariales; Xylariaceae.
AUGAGCUCUCUAGUCUUCGUGGUCUCCUCUCUCGAGGGCAUCGCCGCGUCCAAGGAGGCUCAGAGGAACAAGCAGCUCGCCGAACUCGCCGAGAAGGCUGUCAAGGCCAUUAAGGAAGGGGGCUCCCAACUGCCCGAGCCCAACGUCGUCUUUGCGCCUUUACAGCUCGCCACAAAGAGCGGCAGCAGCCAAUUGAUCAACACCGCUCUCGACUCCAUACAGAAGCUCAUAUCCUCGUCCUACUUCUCCGUCCAUGCCACGAAUGGCGCAGCCGAGGAGGAUGGGACCGAGCGAGCCCCCAUAAUAGAUCGCGCCAUCGACACCAUAUGUGACUGCUUUCAAGGAGAGACCACACCCGUCGAUGUUCAGCGCCACAUCGUCCAGGCCCUAUUGGCUGCCAUUUUGAACGACAAGAUCGUUGUUCAUGGCGCCGGCUUGCUCAAGGCUGUGCGCCAGGUCUACAAUGUCUUCUUGUUGUCGCGGAGCACCGAGAAUCAGCAAGCCGCCCAGGGCACUCUGACACAGAUGGUCGGCAUGGUAUUCGAGCGCGUGCGGACGAGGUUACACAUGAAAGAAGCUCGCAUGGACCUGGAGAAGCUCAAGCACAGUUCCAGUGAUGGCACCUUUGACCAGGCCGAAUCCCUGGCCAACGGGAAUGGAGCAGCCCCCGACGAUGACGAGUCGCCAGAUGGUGCGUCCACCGAAGAAGUAUCCGAGACCACCCCGUCCGAGUCUACGAACGAUGGAGUCGGCAAGUUGACCCUGAAGGACCUCGAGAACCGGAAGAGCUUCGAUGAUUCGAACAUGGGAGACGGCCCAACCAUGGUGACACAGUUGAAGACCGGGAAGAAGAAGGAAGGGAGCGUAUCCGGGAGCGUAUCGGGACAGACGAUGCCACCGACCGAAGCAGAAGAAGCCGUAGACUCUCUCGAGGCCGAGGAUGAGGUCUACAUCAGAGAUGCCUACCUUGUCUUCCGCUCCUUCUGCAACCUAUCCACCAAGGUCCUCCCUCCAGACCAACUAUACGACCAUCGAGGUCAACACAUGCGCUCCAAGCUCAUAUCACUACACCUAAUUCGCACCCUUUUGAAUAACCACAUCCACAUUUUCACUUCACCCUUCUGUACUAUUACCAACACCAAGAGCAAUGAACCGACGAGCUUUCUUCAGGCCAUCAAAUUCUACCUUUGUCUUAGCAUCACGAGGAAUGGGGCUAGUUCCGUGGACAAGGUUUUCGAGGUGUGCUGCGAGAUUUUCUGGCUGAUGCUGAGAUUCAUGCGAGCGCCCUUCAAGAAAGAGAUAGAAGUCUUUCUCAAUGAGAUAUAUCUAGCCCUGUUGGCUCGACGGACCGCACCUCCGUCCCAGAAGCUCUAUUUUGUCAACAUUCUGACCCGGUUUUGUGGUGAUCCCCGAGGAUUGGUCGAGAUGUAUCUGAAUUACGACUGCGAUUCGCAUGUCGACAACAUCUUCCAAACCAUCAUUGAGGAUCUCUCAAGACUUGCAAUAACUCCUGUUGCAGUCACUGCAGCUCAGGAGCAGCUUUUCGAGGAGAAAAACUCCAACCCGAACAAUAGCUCGGAAUGGCAGUUGAAGGGCAUGCUGCCCCCGCCUCUCAACGUGAGGGAUAUCGUUCCCUUUAGUGAGCCCGAGCCCGAGAUACCCAAGGAGUACGUUAUGAAGCGGUCCGCUUUGGAAUCGCUGGUCGAGGCCUUGCGAUCCCUUGUCAACUGGUCCGUUGCUGGGCGCCCUGAUAUAAAUGGUGCAGCUCAAGAUGGCGACAUUCGAGCGUCUGCAGAUGACAUUCGCGAAUCCAUCGAGCCAUCUGUCGCCGAUAGCAAUUCACGCCUAGACACUCCGAUCCCUCCUUCUACUCCUAUUAUGGACGACGAUCCAGCCCAAUUGGAGAGAGAGAAAGCACGAAAGACAGCCCUCUCCAAUGCCAUCCGGCAAUUCAACUUCAAGCCGAAGAAGGGAAUCAAGCUCCUACUCCAGUCAGGGUUCAUCCCCACAGAUAGCCCUGAGGACAUAGCGAAGUUUUUCAUCUCUGACGAUCGUCUUGACAAGGCCCAGAUCGGCGAGUACCUCGGUGAGGGUGAGCCGAAGAACAUCGAAAUCAUGCAUGCCUUUGUCGACACCAUGGAUUUCAGCCGGAGGCGCUUUGUCGAUGCUCUGCGACAAUUUUUGCAGUCCUUCCGUCUGCCUGGCGAAGCCCAGAAGAUUGAUCGCUUCAUGUUGAAGUUCGCUAAUCGAUAUGUCAUGGGCAAUCCAAAUGCCUUUGCAAAUGCCGACACUGCCUAUGUUCUUGCCUAUUCGGUCAUCAUGUUGAACACCGACUUGCAUAGCAGCAAAAUUGCCAGACGCAUGAGCAAGGAAGACUUCAUCAAGAACAACGGAGGGAUCAACGAUAAUGCCGAUCUGCCGCCGGAAUACCUGCUCGAGAUAUACGACGAGAUUGCUGGCAACGAAAUCGUACUCACCAGCGAGCGGCAGGCCGCAGCCCUCGCGGGUACUGUGCCUGUACAGUCAACUAGCUUUGCUGCCGGGCUUGGUCAAGCACUCUCGAACGUCGGCAGAGAUCUCCAACGCGAAGCAUACGUGCAACAGUCCGAAGAAAUAUCUCUGCGUUCCGAGCAACUCUUCAAGAACCUAUUCAAGAACCAGCGAAAGAAUGCUGCCAGAGCCGGGAUCAAAUUCAUCCCGGCAACCUCUUUUAAACAUGUUGGCCCAAUGUUCGAUGUGACAUGGAUGUCAUUCUUUUCUGCCCUGUCCAGUCAGAUGCAGAAGGCACAGAACCUGGAGGUCAACAAGGUAUGCCUGGAAGGGAUGAAGCAGGCCACCAAGAUCGCGUGCUUGUUUGAUCUAGCCACUCCGCGAGAAGCGUUCGUGUCCUCUCUGAAGAACAUCACGAACCUCAACAAUCCUCAGGCAAUACUGGCCAAGAAUGUUGAGGCGUUGAGAGUGAUUUUGGAGCUGGGCCAGACAGAAGGCACCUACCUGAAAGACUCUUGGAAAGAUAUCCUCAUGUGUAUCAGCCAGCUCGAUCGACUGCAGCUGAUCACAGGCGGCGUUGACGAGGGAUCCAUUCCCGACGUGUCAAAAGCGCGCUUCAUGCCAACAGGGAGGACUAGUCCGAACGAAUCCCGAAAGUCUACAGCCUCCGCGCGCCGCUCAAACAGGUCGAAUCCAGGUGCGAGAGGUUUCUCUAUGGAGAUUGCGCUGGAAAGCCGGUCGGACGAAGUGAUCAAGAGCGUCGACCGCAUCUUCAGCAACACAGCGCACCUCAACGGUGAAGCCAUCGUCCACUUCGCCAAGGCUCUCACCGAGGUCAGCUGGGACGAGAUCAAAGUGUCAGGCUCCAACGACUCUCCCCGAACAUACAGCUUGCAAAAGAUUGUGGAGAUCAGUUACUACAACAUGACGCGAGUACGUUUUGAAUGGACCAACAUCUGGGCUGUUUUGGGCGAGCACUUCAACAAGGUGGGGUGUCAUGCCAAUACGGCAAUCGUCUACUUUGCUCUCGACUCACUGCGGCAGCUGUCGAUGCGCUUCAUGGAAAUCGAGGAGCUUCCCGGCUUUAAGUUCCAGAAAGACUUCUUGAAGCCCUUUGAACACGUCAUCGCGAACUCCAACAACCUUACUGUCAAAGACAUGGCUCUGAGGUGUCUGAUCCAGAUGAUACAAGCUCGAGGGGAGAAUAUUCGAUCCGGUUGGCGAACCAUGUUUGGUGUCUUCACUGUUGCGGCACGGGAUCCCAACGAGGCCAUUGUCAACCUGGCAUACGAAAACGUCGUAUUUGUCUACAAGACGCGUUUCGGCGUUGUGAUUUCCCAGGGUGCAUUCACGGACCUCGUUGUCUGCCUCACCGAGUUCUCCAAGAACAUCAAGUUUCAGAAGAAGAGUCUGCAAGCAAUGGAGACCUUGAAGUCCAUCAUACCUCGGAUGCUCAAGACACCGGAAUGCCCGCUGGCGUCAACCACUAAUGCGGCUGCCAACAGUUCAAAGUCGCAAGAAACGCUGUCAAGGCAACAAAGUGGCACAUCACUCGAGGAAGGGUUCUGGUUCCCGAUAUUGUUCGCCUUCCACGACGUGCUGAUGACCGGAGAGGAUCUCGAAGUACGGUCGAACGCGUUGAAUUACUUCUUUGAAGCUCUCUUGCGAUAUGGCGGCGACUUCCCCCCAGACUUUUGGGACAUACUGUGGAGGCAGCAGCUGUACCCAAUCUUCAUGGUGUUACGGUCAAGGCCAGAAAUGUCCAAUGCCCUCACCCACGAGGAGUUGUCCGUGUGGCUUUCCACCACCAUGAUCCAAGCUCUCCGCAACAUGAUCGUCCUCUUUACUCACUACUUCGAUGCGCUGGAGUACAUGCUGGACCGCUUCCUUGAAUUGUUGGCUCUCUGCAUUUGCCAAGAGAACGACACUAUAGCCCGGAUUGGCAGCAACUGUCUGCAGCAGCUCAUUCUCCAGAACGUGACAAAGUUUGACGAAGGCCACUGGUCAAAGAUUGUUGGAGCUUUCUGCGAGUUGUUCGAGAGGACCACAGCAUAUCAACUCUUCUCUGCUGCCACAAUCAACGCCCCUGCCGCUCUGUCACCACCACCACCGAAUGGUCUUGGUUUUGAGGUGCCAUUGACGCCCACAAGCGAGGCCACACCAGACGAGAAUUCGCUCAGAAUCAAUGUUACCGACAAGAUUGGCAGUAGCUCUGCAGCCGAGACAGCAUCUAUAACCACGCCUCAGACGCCCACGUUGGACGACUCGCUUCGAACACCAACGAGCACCACCGCGUCAAGUCAACUGGAGGAUUUCAAGCCUGCGUCGUCACUGCAGCAGCAGCCCGUGGUUGUGACGGCUGCCCGGCGGCGCUUCUUCAACCGCAUCAUCUCUCGUUGUGUCUUGCAGUUACUGAUGAUCGAGACGGUCAACGAGCUCUUCUCCAACGAUGCAGUAUACGCACAGAUUCCUUCUAUGGAACUACUGCGCUUGAUGGCGCUUCUGAAGAAGUCGUUCCUCUUUGCCAGGCGCUUCAACGAAGAUAAGGACUUACGCAUGCGGUUAUGGCGAGAAGGAUUCAUGAAACAGCCACCCAACCUGCUCAAGCAGGAGAGUGGGUCGGCAGCGACAUACAUCCAGAUCCUGUUCCGGAUGUUUGGUGAUACGUCAGCAUCGCGUGCAGAGAGUCGGCCCGAAGUUGAAAAGGCUCUCGUCCCGCUGUGCAAGGAUGUGAUCAAGGGAUAUCUGGCGCUCGAGGAGGACUCGCAGCAGCGUAACAUUGUGGCGUGGCGGCCCGUCGUUGUCGAUGUGCUCGAAGGAUACUCAACGUGGCCGGAGAAGGAAUUCGCUAAGCAUGUACCAACAUUCUACCCUUUGGUCAUCGAGCUGCUUGGCAAGGAGGUCAGUGCGGAGUUGAGGACUGCGUUGCUAGCCGUGCUGAGGAGAGUGGGUGAGGUCGGACUGGGAAUCGAGGGCAUGACUGCGAGUGGUCGGCGAGAGAGCGUCAGCAGUACGGCUGCUCUCGAGACGCCGACGGCCGCGACAUCGGAGCUGGACCACGUGGAAGAGGAUGGAGAAAUGGGUACAAGGACCCUAAAGACCUGA